AGGUGGUUUAUCAAUUGGUAUUCCAGGUGAAAUAGCUGGUUUUUGGAGAGCUCAUAAACAAUAUGGUAAAUUACCAUGGUCAGCUUUAUUUAAACCAGCUAUUGAUAUGUGUAGUGAAGGGUUUACUAUGCAAAAAGCUCUUGCUUUUAGUAUUCUAAAAAAUAAAGAUAAAUUAUGGAAACAUAGACCAUUCAGACGAGUCUUUUUCAAAGGUGAUUCCGAUGAAGUAUAUGGAUUGUAUGAUACUAUUUAUCGACCACGUCUUGGUGAAACUCUUGCAAUAAUUGCUGAAAAAGGACCAAGUGCAUUUUAUGAAGGUGAACUAUCAGCAGGCAUUUGUGAAGAAAUUCAAUCACAUGGUGGAAUUAUUACCGAACAAGAUUUGGCAACUUAUAAUGCUCGACUCAAACCAUCUCUUAAGAUUAGAAUAUCAAAUAAUUAUAUAGCUUAUGGUGUGCCACCACCAGCUAGUUCUGCAAUUACUUUACUUAUUCUUAAAGUAAUGGAUGGUUAUGGUCUAACACCACAAUCAUUAGAUACUGAUGAAAAACAAGUGAAUUUUUAUCAUAUUCUUAAUGAAGUAUUUAAAUUUGCUUAUGGUAAACGAUCAGCAUUAGGUGAUGAAUAUGAUUCACAAACAGAGAAGAAUCAAGAAAUAGAAAAAUUACUUCAUUUAAUUCUAUCUUCUCGUUAUGCAGAAGAAAUUCGUGAACGAGUCAAUGAAAAAAAAACUCAGCCUCUUGAUUAUUAUGAACCAAUGUUUGAACCUCAAACAGAUCAUGGAACUAGUCAUUGUUCAAUUAUUGAUGCUGAAGGAAAUGCUGUUGCCGCCACAAGUACAAUAAAUACUGCUUUUGGUGCCUUUGUUUACGGACAUAAUACUGGUAUCAUCUAUAAUAAUCAAAUGGAUGAUUUUUCAAAUCCUGGUUCACCGAAUUUUUAUGGUUACGCACCAAGUCCAGCAAAUUUUAUCAAACCUUUUAAGCGUCCAAUGACAUCGAUAAGUCCAAUUCUUGUUACUGAUUCAAGUGGUGCAGUUAUUUUUACAGCUGGUGGUUCCGGUGGUAGUCGAAUAAUAUCUUCUGUAGCUCAAGUAGCUAUUUAUAAUUUAUGGCUUGGUAAAAGUAUUCGUGAUGCUGUUGAUAUGCCUCGAUUACAUCAACAACUUAUUCCAAUGGAACUUGAAUUAGAAAAACGUUUUCCUAUCAAUAUUGUUCAUGGUCUUCUAGCAAGAGGUCAUACAAUAUCAGGUUUUCGUGGUGGAUGUGUUGUUCAAGCAAUUGAACGUCGUCAUACAAAUGAAUUAUGGGCUGUAAGUGAUGCUCGAAAAGGUGGUGCACCUGAUGGUCUGGGUUAUAAAAAUAUUAUAAAAAGUUUUCAAAAUUGGUUUCGUCGAACAUUUAAACGAAGUAAAGAACAAAAAUUACUCGAACAGGCAAUUGAAAAAGGUCGAUUAUUAACACCAAAAUGA
Messenger RNA from Rotaria sordida, 1471 nucleotides. Lineage: Eukaryota; Metazoa; Rotifera; Eurotatoria; Philodinida; Philodinidae. The record is from the annotation of a GenBank genome assembly.